Symbiodinium natans is the source of this 2226-nucleotide messenger RNA. Lineage: Eukaryota; Dinophyceae; Suessiales; Symbiodiniaceae. The record is from the annotation of a GenBank genome assembly.
AUGGGAGUAUUGACACCUCCUGAACACAACUGCGACGUUGCAGCAAAGUCCUUUGGCGAUACUAAGCUGACAGGGCUUUGGCUUUCGGGUAACGAGUUUCGCCUUCAGGAGUUGGGCAAGGGGAGCAGAGAAGAGCUAAAAGAGUUCCAUGUGCAAAGAAUCCGGGACCAGCGAGGGCCGCAGCUGUCGCAACGCCAAGUGGGCCAAGGUUCUCAGUUCGUGUCAGCGACGGCUACCGUUGGAGCGAUUGGCCCCGUUCUCGUGCAAAUGCUUUGUGUUGGCAAGCCGGAUGUCCUCGCCUUCAGAGCGCUGUUGCUUUGCCAUAGAGCCCGAGACUUGGGAUGUCUUCAGUCCUUCAAGAGCUUCAAGAGCUUCAGUGACUUAAGCUGGUAUGAAGGGCUGAGUGGCAGAUGCGGAGAGGCCCAAGAUCGUGAAGAAUGCGCCGGUGGCGCUGGAGGAGCUUCAAAGGCCCGGCCGAUUCAGGAUCUCUUCCACUUCUCCCAAAAAACCCAGCAGCUCAACGAUCAGCAAGCGCUGCAGAGUUUCUGUCACGUCGCGCCGGCCGCGCUGGUGCAGCGUGGCGUGGCUGUCCCGGUGCACUGGAUAAGGGGUGAACAACAAAAGGCAGUGGCGACUGCGGAGCAAGUGGACCUCUUUGAGUCACUGACUGAUCAGCUCACCUUUUCGCAAAGCGGGCAAAUGGAGCCGCCUCAUUGGGUCUCCGUGGCGCGACCACCGCCAACCGAUGAUUCCGAUGUGAUAGCCGCAACAGCCAGAAUGAGUCAGUUUGUGGCCUCCUGGCCCAACCUUUCUCCUUACGCCUACAGUCAGCCAGAUGCCCGUGAACUUCCAGUGCUGGAGAGAAUCUUGGAGACAGGCAGCCUGCCUCGUUUCGUUCCGCCGCGGCUUCUCUACCGCCUCAAUGUGUGGCUGGUUGGCCCGGCUCCGGACUCUCCCGAGCUUGAGCAUCAGGCCAGAACAUUGUCGCCUGAGGAUGACAUGAAGGCUCACAGCCAAGAGUCUGGCGAUCUGCUGUACCGCCAGUGUGACCUGCCUCCCAGCGCCUUUCCCGAGAAAGAUGGGGAUGCAACGGUCACGGCGAUCAAGUGGUGUUUGCCGGCCCUUCUGCCCGACAAGACCUUCCGCUGUACAGUUGAAGCUCGGUUUGAGACGAACACGGCUGUCCAUUGGUGGACUCCAUUGAUGAAGUCGGAAGAGUUUGUAGUUGAGCGCGUGCCACCUCCAGCACCUCCUGAACUUGCCCCAGUUGCGGACUUGCCCACGCCGCAACUGCAGAAACUCCUCGCUCGGCGUGCCCCAGGUUCCACGAGCUAUAUCGUGGUGCGCUGGCCAUGGCGGGUCCAGGGCAGACCCGUGGAGCUGCUCCGUGACGCAUGCCACGCCCUGGAGUUCUGCCCGAGUCUGGCGCGGCAAUCGUUGAGGGAUCCGACUUCAAGGCCUCUCGACCCCAAAGGCGAGAACGCUGUUGUUGGUCGUGCCACUGGGCCCUGGAAGGAGCCAAAGGCGCAGCAAGUUUGCUUCGCAAACUUCGAGAGGGGCGAGGUAUGGUUCGAACUUCCACCGGAGGCAACGCUCGAACCCAAUUGGGUUCCACUCUUGGUGGCAAGCGGGCUUUGGACCUCCAGCGACCAUGCCAGUGAACCCCAAACGGUCCACUUGCGUUGGCGACUGCGAGCAGGUCAGUCAGAUGUUGCAGUGACUAGCGCUGCAUUGCACUGCAGUGCUGCCACUGGGCCUGUUCGAACUUGCAUGGCCAGCCCAUCCGCCUCAUCCCUACAGCUGGCGGUGCCACAGCGUGCUUCCCGCCUCGCAGGCUCUUUGCGUUGGACCGCCUGGGAAGGAGCCGUGAAGCACCAAUUCUGCUACCGCCUUCUGACCCACCAGAAGAGAAGGAAGCGAGGAGGCCUGCAGACGCUCAAGUCAACUGUCUCAGAGGACUCGGAAGCAUCCGACUUCACAGAGGAUGGAAGUCCCUCUACCUCACUUCCGCAGGCUUCGCAUCUCCAGCCUGUCACAGGAUGGAUAGAGCUUCCCCCUAUGACUGAUGACGUCAAGCGGUUGGCAGUGGCGAGUGAGGCAAGUCGGGCUUCAUGGACUUCAGGGCUGUCUCAUCUAGAACUGAUCUACGGCAUUGCUGCAUUUUCUUAUCCAUGCGCACGUGCACCACGGGCGACGCACUUCUCGUGCUCCGCCUCGACCAGAUAG